This is a messenger RNA of Diospyros lotus (date-plum), 1808 nucleotides long. Its product is annotated as probable protein phosphatase 2C 5. Gene Ontology annotation, molecular function: protein serine/threonine phosphatase activity. NCBI's taxonomy places the organism in Eukaryota, Viridiplantae, Streptophyta, Magnoliopsida, Ericales, Ebenaceae. The record is from RefSeq and is a predicted model, not a curated record. The transcript has 8 exons. Gene Ontology annotation, biological process: protein dephosphorylation. Bases 280 to 1548 code for a protein of 422 amino acids.
AUUACUUGGCCCUCUCUCUCUCUCUCUCUCUCUUUCAAUUUCUCUCUCCAGAUUUUUUUUCCCCAAUCAAAUCAAAUCACAGAUACUGCUUCGAUUCACUCUCUCGAAGGAUCCAAUCGACCUCAGUGCAUUGCCGGAAGCGAAGAAUCCACGGCCUAUUAGCUUGAAGCUCUGCACAAUUCUCGACGCAUCAGUGAUCUUUUCUCCUCUAGUUUUGGAUAUGGCGGCCUUGAGAAUGCCCAGAUGUAGAGUACGAUAAGUAGGUCGGAAGUGUCGAGGAUGCAGCCGAAACCGCCUCUUCUUCCUCUGGGGACUCUGAUUGGGCGCGAACUGAGGACUGGAAUGGCCGAAAAGCCCACAAUUAAGUAUGGACAGGCUGCUCUGGCGAGAAAAGGAGAGGACUAUUUUCUGAUCAAAGCCGAUUGCCAGAGGAUUUCAGGCAAUCCGUCGACAACAUUUUCAGUUUUUGCGAUUUUUGAUGGACAUAACGGUAUAUCAGCUGCUAUAUUUGCGAAGGAAAAUCUAUUGAACAACGUUUUGAGUGCCAUUCCUCAAGGAAUUUGCAGGGAAGAGUGGCUUCAAGCUCUUCCUCGGGCACUAGUUGCAGGUUUUGUGAAAACAGACAUAGAGUUUCAGCAGAAAGGAGAGACAUCUGGGACAACAGUUACAUUUGUAGUGAUUGAUGGGUGGACUGUGACUGUUGCUUCUGUCGGGGACUCUAGGUGCAUAUUGGAUACACAGGGGGGUGUAGUUUCUCUGUUGACAGUUGAUCAUAGGCUGGAAGAGAAUGUAGAAGAGAGAGAGCGUGUCACUGCAAGUGGGGGUGAAGUAGGAAGGCUCAAUGUUUUUGGGGGCAAUGGGGUUGGUCCUCUACGAUGUUGGCCUGGAGGAUUAUGCCUUUCACGGUCAAUUGGUGACACAGAUGUGGGGGAAUUCAUUGUCCCAAUACCUCAUGUUAAGCAAGUGAAGCUUUCAAAUGCUGGAGGAAGACUUAUAAUUGCAUCUGAUGGUAUCUGGGAUGCAUUAUUGUCUGAUGUGGCAGCACAGUCUUGCCGGGGUUUACCUGCUGAACUUGCUGCAAAGCUUGUUGUUAAGGAAGCACUCAGGUCAAGAGGACUGAAAGAUGAUACAACUUGUCUUGUUGUAGAUAUCAUUCCUUUUGAACAUCUAAUCUUGCCCCCUACACCAAGGAAGAAACAAAAUUUGUUGAGUUCACUUAUCUUUGGAAAGAGAUCUCAAACUUGUGCAAACAGAGCAACAAAUAAGCUUUCUGCUGUAGGGGUUGUGGAGGAGUUGUUUGAGGAGGGUUCUGCAAUGCUUGCAGAAAGGCUGGGUAAGGAUUUUUCCUUAAACUCAAAAUCGGGGCUUCUCCGAUGUGCAGUUUGCCAGGCAGAUGAAACACCAAGUGAGGGUUUGUCCAUUAACUCUGGACGCUAUUUCUCACCUGCAUCAAAACCCUGGGAAGGCCCUUUCCUUUGCUCAAACUGUAGGAGAAAGAAAGAUGCUAUGGAAGGAAAGAGGUGUGGUAAACCUGCAGUGACUGCAUAAUCUGGUAAAGCAGUAAUUGUUAAUACAUUUUUUCUCUGGCAGUGUGAGCAUUCUUGAUUUUCCUUUUGCUUUGGUCAUUCUGUAAGAACAUUAUUAGGAACCCAAAGUCUAGGUGUUCUGCCUAUUGGUAAGAGCUUUGAGCGAUUGUGGUUUUGAGUGGCUGUCGGAUUGAGUGAUGGAGAACAAAUAUGUGAUCUAACACGUGUAAUAGUAUUGCUAACAGCUUAAAUAUGUAAGUAAAAUUGGUUGUUGCUAAAUGA